UUCGCGGCCUGGCUGCGUGAGGGAAAGCGACUGGGCCGGCCGCGGCUGUGGUGAGCCUGUGGGACGGCCUGAGAAUGAAUCACAUGAAAAGUGGCAUGCCAGCAGAUCACACCAAGUCCUGCAGCCACCUGAGUAGCACAAGGAGUCCCUUGGGAGAAAUCAGCAACAGGACAGUGACCAGCAGAUCUAGAGGAGGCAAGGACCCCAUUUCCGCUUCAACAGAAGCAGAUCUGUGUCAAGCAUUCUCUGAGAUACUGCAAAGUGAUGUCGAAGACAUCGAUGCCAAGGACUGCGGAGAUCCUCAGUUGUGUGGUGACUAUGUGAAGGACAUCUACUGUUACCUCAGGCAGCUUGAGGAACAGCACUGCGUGUCCCCCUUCUACCUUGAGGGCACGGAGCUCAGUGGGCGCAUGCGGGCCAUUCUGGUGGACUGGCUGGUGGAGGUUCACGCCAAGUUCCAGCUCCUGCAGGAGACUCUUUACAUGUGUGUCGCCAUCAUGGAUCGUUACUUGCAAGCUCAGCCCGUCUCCCAGAAGGAGCUGCAACUCGUUGGCGUCACCGCAAUGCUCUUGGCUGCGAAAUAUGAAGAGGUCUCCGUGCCGAGCGUCCUGGAUUUCGUUUACAUCACCGACAGAGCGUACAAGGUUGCUCAGAUUCAGGCAAUGGAGCAGAAUAUCCUUAAACAGCUUAACUUUUCCCUGGGCCGGCCGUUGCCACUGCACUUCUUGAGGAGGGCAGCCAAAGCUUCUGAUCCGUCCUUGGAAUCCUUCCUGCUGGCGAACUACCUGAUGGAACUGACCCUCGUGGAUUACGAGAUGGCCCAUUAUCAGCCCUCCGAGAUCGCUGCCGCCGCCCUCUGCCUGUCCCUGCAGGUCCUGUCCCAAGGCCAGUGGAACCUCAAGCUGCGCUACUACACGGGGUACGCGGAGGAAAGCUUGGCCACCGUCAUGACCCACAUGGCCAAGAACGUCGUGAGAGUUAACAGGAGCCUGACUAGACAAGUGACAGUCAAGAAGAAGUAUUCCAGCAGCAGGUUCCUGAGGAUCAGCACCAUCCCUCAGCUGAACUCCAGUGCCAUUAAGGACCGUGCAGCCCACCUGCUGGGUGGACCCCAGCAGCCGCUCCAUGAGGCGUAAAGAAGACUGCAGCUGGCAAGACCGGAACACAGAAGCUGGUGCUGAUGGGGGCAUCUGCUUGAAUGGAUUCACAGAGAUCAGGACUGACCCGAUGUAUGUCUGCAAGCACAACAGUCAAGGUUCAUGACCACUCAUCAGAGCUUCUUUUGCAGAGCUUUUUUCGGUAUGAACGGGAGGAGCACACCUCAGUGCUAGGAUGCACACAUUACAUGCAGAAGUUCCACAUUCCAUCCUUGGCACCUCCAAUUAAAGCAGGUAAAUCUGCAUAUUAGUGGAAAAGCAAAACUAUUCCAAAGCAAAAGGCGUAAUUCCCUUGUUUUUAGAUGUUGUACCAUAUAUACUGUCAUAUAAGAGGACUUGUGUAUAAGAGGAGGUCGAUAUUUUGGGCUGUUUCUCUGGUGUUUGUCAUAUGUUGUGUGUAAGACGACCUCCAACUUUUGCUUCACUAUUUUGGGUUUUAAGGGUCAUCUUAUACACUGAUCUAUACGGUAAUAACAUGUGGGACCAGCGACCAGGAAGUCUGUUUUGCAAAAAUACCCAUACAGAUCAGUGUAUACAGCAACUUGUGUAUAAGGCAAGGUCAGUAUUUUGGGCUGUUUAAAUAUGUCAGGCAUAGGAGACCCCCAGUUUUCACUUUGCUGUUUUUGGUUUCAAGGGUCAUCUGAAAUAUAAACUGAUAUAUACAGUUUAUCAUAUCUCAGAAGAGAGCAUUCCUUCUGGUGUGCACAGCAAAGCCUCUUCUAACAUGGCAUUUAUCAUCUGCAAUUUUCAUUACAGCCGAGUGCCUGUUUUUUUUAACUUUUAUAUUGCCCCAGUUUUCCUUCAAGGAAAAACAGUCUUCAGUUUGCUGGUACCGUAUGAGUGAUAAUAAUGCACGCGCAUGAGACGGGCACAAUUAGCAUUCCGCCUUAUCCACAAGAGCCCAUUGUUUUGGAAUAAUAUCUGCAAGGUGAUGUCACGCUACCAAAAAAGACCAAGGCAAACAAACAAAUUUCCGCUUUGUGCAAAACUGCCCCAUGUGGAGGGGAUCCAAGAAGCAGUGACACUACCCAAGGCUUCCCCGUGGCGCGGCAAAUCAAGAAUGGAUUGCAUGAGCAUAAAACACACUGAAGCAACUGCGAAGCAGCACGGUUAACAGAGCGUGUGCAAUUCCAGUAACCUUUCCCUGUAAGGGCUGCAUUGUAAAAGCAGGGCCAUGAAUGAGCUAGGUAACAGCUGAGUCAC
This is a messenger RNA of Varanus komodoensis (Komodo dragon), 2360 nucleotides long. RefSeq names its product cyclin B2 (gene CCNB2). Gene Ontology annotation, molecular function: cyclin-dependent protein serine/threonine kinase regulator activity. The transcript is spliced from 10 exons. Gene Ontology annotation, biological process: mitotic cell cycle phase transition; regulation of cyclin-dependent protein serine/threonine kinase activity. Bases 75 to 1136 code for a protein of 353 amino acids. The record is from RefSeq and is a predicted model, not a curated record. Gene Ontology annotation, cellular component: cyclin-dependent protein kinase holoenzyme complex; nucleus; cytoplasm. Lineage: Eukaryota; Metazoa; Chordata; Lepidosauria; Squamata; Varanidae.